This is a messenger RNA of Rhizopus microsporus ATCC 52813, 1902 nucleotides long. Its product is annotated as P-loop containing nucleoside triphosphate hydrolase protein. Bases 91 to 1728 code for a protein of 545 amino acids. Lineage: Eukaryota; Fungi; Mucoromycota; Mucoromycetes; Mucorales; Rhizopodaceae. The record is from RefSeq and is a predicted model, not a curated record. Gene Ontology annotation, molecular function: ATP binding; microtubule motor activity; microtubule binding. Gene Ontology annotation, biological process: mitotic spindle organization; microtubule-based movement. The transcript is spliced from 5 exons.
UGGAAUUCACUGUCAAAGUGUCAUAUAUGGAAAUCUAUAUGGAAAAAGUCCGAGAUUUAUUAAACCCUUCACAGGAUAACCUACCUAUUCAUGAAGACAAAACACAUGGAGUCUAUGUCAAGGGCUUACUCGAAUCACUCGAUCGUUGUCAUCACCAUCACACAAAAGAAUAUUGACACAGGGGCAGCCAAGAGUGGUAAACUCUAUUUGGUUGAUUUGGCAGGUUCCGAAAAGGUGGGAAAGACAGGUGCUUCCGGUCAAACAUUGGAAGAAGCGAAAAAGAUUAACAAGUCUCUGACUGCAUUGGGUAUGGUUAUUAAUGCACUGACGGAUGGAAAGUCAAGUCAUAUUCCUUACCGAGACUCCAAGCUGACCCGUAUUCUGCAAGAAUCACUUGGUGGUAACUCACGCACGACUCUGAUUAUCAAUUGUUCUCCAUCGUCGUACAAUGAGGCUGAGACACUCUCCACCUUACGUUUUGGUAUGCGAGCCAAGACGAUCAAGAACAAGGCCAAGGUCAACGCUGAUCUGUCGCCUGCUGAACUCAAAGCACUGCUCAAGAAGGUCAAGUCCGAGACGGUUACCUUUAAGCAGUACAUUGCUGCCUUGGAGGGCGAAGUCAGUAUCUGGCGAUCGGGUCAAGUGGUGCCUGAGGAUAAGUGGGUGACCAUGGACAAAGUCACACGAGGCGAUUUUGCUUCUCUACCCCCUGCCUCUGGUUUCAAGAGUCCUUUGCCUUCUGACGACUUUUCUCGUCCAACAACCCCUGCGAUUGUACUCGAAAAAGAUGAGCGUGAUGAAUUCUUGAAAAGAGAAAACGAACUGAUGGAUCAAAUCGCCGAAAAGGAAACAGAACUGAGCAAUCGAGAGAAGCUGCUCGAAAACUUGAAAGAAGAGAUUGCGUACUACAAGGAACAGGAACAGUCAGUCACGCAGGAGAACCAGGUCAUGACAUCUGAAUUAAACGAGUUGCGUCUGCAGCUGCAAAAGAUAUCCUUUGAAAGUAAAGAAAAUGCCAUCACUGUCGACUCGUUAAAGGAAGCGAACCAGGAACUCAUGUCCGAAUUGGAGGAACUCAAAAAGAACUUGGCCGAGAUACGUAACGCUCAAACCAAGGCUACUCAGAGCGACAAGGAAAGAAAGAAGGCUGAAAAGAUGGCGCAGAUCAUGUCCGGCUUCGAGGUGUCUAAUGAGAUGAAUGAAAAGGAACGUCAGAUCAGAGACGCUCUUGUCAAACUUGAGUUGGAUGGAAACGGUCUUAGUGUCGAAGAACUCGUUUCCUUACGUCGUGACCUGUCUGAUUCACGUGCGCUUGUUGAGCAACAUACCAAGACGAUCGACGACUUGACCCAGGAAAAGAAAUUGAUUGAACAAAAGAAGACAGAACUUGAGAGUCGAUUUGCUAAUCUUGAGCAAGAAUAUGAAGAGUUACUGGAUAAGACGAUUGCUGAAGAAGAAGCACAAAUUCAAAAGAGUGCUGAUAUUGAUGAAACAAUCAGUGCUCUUAAAUCCAAAUUAGAGCAACAGUACAUAUCCAAGAAGGAGGCUCAACAGAGAGAAAUUGAUGAACUCAAGCAACAACUGGAGCAAAAGACAAAUGAACACACUAGAUUAAGUACAACUAUCAAUGACUUGAAAUCAGUCAAUGAUCAACUUCAGGUAAAAAAAAGAACAAGCAAUGGUAAAUGCUUUUCAUUCUUAUGCAAUAUUAUUUUUAGACUGCUCUAACCGAACAAGCACGCAAAGAGCCUGCAGAUAUAAGCGAAAAAGAAAAGGACCUUGAGCGUAUGAGAAAGAGCAUGGCACAGCAGUUGGCCGAUUUUGAAAUGAUGAAGAAGGCUCUCAUGAGAGAUCUUCAAAGCCGUUGUGAAAAGGUAGUUGAAUUGGAGAUGUCCUUGGACG